CCUCUUGUCACCGUUCACCGUGGCGCCGGCGACCAUGGCGAUCCCAAAUGUGGAGGAGGGCAAGCUGCUCAGCGAGGCGCUCAACGUCGUCAAAAUCCAGGUGCAACAGAUGAAGCGCAACCUGGAAUUGGACCAGCUCAUGGACGCGUUGAAGAGCGCGAGCACGAUGCUGGCUGAGCUGCGCACGUCGUCGCUGUCCCCCAAGCAGUAUUACGAGCUGUACAUGGCCGUGUUCGACGCGCUGCGAUAUUUAUCGAAUUAUCUGUACGAGGCGCACACCCAGGGCAAGCACCACCUCGCCGACCUGUACGAGCUCGUGCAGUAUGCGGAGAACAUCGUCCCCCGACUGUACCUCAUGAUCACCGUCGGCUCCGUGUACAUGUCGAUCCCAGAGGCCCCCAUCCGCGAAAUUAUGAAGGACAUGAUGGAGAUGUCGCGCGGUGUACUUCAUCCCAUCCGUGGUCUGUUCCUUCGACACUACCUCAGUGGCCAGACGCGCGACCACCUUCCCGUAUCGCUGGAGCCUGGGCCAGCAGGCAGUCUUCAGGACUCCAUAUCCUUCGUCCUUACCAACUUCAUCGAGAUGAACAAGCUCUGGGUGCGCCUGCAGCAUCAGGGCCACUCCCGCGACCGCGAGAAGCGCGAGAUGGAACGGCGCGAGCUGCGCAUCCUCGUCGGGACCAACCUCGUCCGCCUCAGCCAGCUCGACGGCGUCGACCUCGACAUGUACCAGCGCAUCAUCCUCCCCAGCGUGCUCGAGCAGGUCGUCAGCUGCAAGGACGUGAUCGCGCAGGAGUACCUCAUGGAGGUCGUCAUCCAGGUCUUCACGGACGAGUUCCACCUGCACACCCUCGGGCCUUUCCUCUCCGCGACCGCGCAGCUGCAUCCGAAGGUGAACAUCAAGAAUAUCGUGAUCUCGCUCAUCGACCGGCUCGCGGCGUAUGCGGCGCGCGAGGCGGAGAACGAGGACCCGGAGGAGACGAAGCGGCAGGAGGAGGCGGCUGCGAAGCGGCUGGCGGAGAAGGUGCAGGCGCAGAAGGCGAAGGUCCGCGAGCAGAACUUGCGCGCGCAGGCGGCGGAGGCGCCCAGGUCUGCUGAGGCGGAUGCGUGGGGCGAGGAGCCGCCGACGAGCCCGACGAUCGGCGAUGAUACCACUGCGGUCGAGCCGUCGGAGAAGCCCUCAUCGCCUACGACUCCGGCGCCGAAUGGCACGCCUGCGACGGAGUACAAGUCACCUGAGCCGAAGGGCAAGGGCAAGGAGGGUACGCCUGUACGCAAGUUCCGCGGUGUUCCCGAGGAUGUGCAGCUCUUUGAGGUGUUCUGGCAGCAGGUCGUGCAGCUGAUCAGGGCACGGUCAGAUCUGUCUAUCCAGGACAUCACAGCCCUCUUUGUCUCCCUGACGAACCUCUCGUUGAGUUGCUACCCCGACCGGCUCGAAUAUGUCGACCAGGUCUUGGGAUAUGCGGCAGAGAAGAUCAAGGAGUACUCUGACAGCCCCGACCUCCAUGCACCCCAAACCACCCAGAACCUCGCCGCCCUGCUCAUCGCACCCAUUAACUCGUACCAAUCCGUCCUCACCCUCCUCGCCAUCCCGAACUAUGUACCCAUGCUGGGCGGCCAACUCUUCUCCACACGGCGGUCGAUCGCACAGUCCAUCAUCUCGAGCGUGCUGAAGAACGAGACUAUCGUCGAGACGCCCGAGGAUGUCGACGGUGUCCUCGAAUUGUGCCAUGUUCUUAUCAAGGACCAGUCCGAGGGCGCGGCGGCGCCGAUAAAUGGCGUCGCGCGCGACUUGAGGAGACAGGGGACGUAUUCGGUCGAAAGGGAGGAGUUGGCGGAGGAGCAGGGCUGGAUAGCGAGGAUGGUGCAUUUGUUCCGGUCUGAUAAUCUGGACACGCAGUUUGAGUUGCUACAAACAGCAAGGCGACAUUUCGACUUGGGAGGCGAGCGGAUACGCUAUACCUUCCCGGCGCUCAUCACCGCCGCGAUUAAGCUCUGCAGGCGAUACAAGACGCGGGAACAUAUGGAGGAGGGCUGGGAAGACAAAGUCAACUCCAUAUUCAAGUUCUUGCGACAACUCACGUCCAUCCUAUCAACACAAGGCGACGCACCCACCAUCGCCCUCCGUCUCUUCCUACUCGCCGCGCAAGUUGCGGACGAGUGCGGGUUCGAGGAUCUCACGUACGACCUCUACGUGCAGGCGUUCACGGUCUACGAGGAGAGCAUCAACGAGUCGCGCGCGCAGCUGCAGGCGAUAACCCUUAUCAUCGGCACUCUCGCAAAUGCCCGCGUCUUUGGGUUCGAUAACUACGACACGUUGAUCACAAAGGCGGCGCUGCACGGGGCGAAGCUAUUGAAGAAGAGCCACCAGGCGACGGCAGUUGGGCUGGCGAGUCAUCUUUGGUGGCAGGAGCUACCGGUGGCGCCUGCGGCGGAUGCGGAUGGCGAGGCGGAGCCUGCAGCUGAGGUGCCGGAGAAGAAGGAGUCGCCGAAGGAGGGUAGCGAGAGCACUGCGAAGGCUUACCCUCACCAAGACAGCAAGCGCGUGCUUGAGUGCUUGCAGAAAUCGUUGCGCAUCGCGCACUCGGCGAUCGAGGAGAUCAUCACGGUGCAGAUGCAGUGCGAUACGUUGGACCAAUACGUGUACUACUUGGACCGUGGAGCAGCGGCUGUCCAGCCCAAGUUUAUUAGCAACCUCGUCGAGCUCAUCACGUCCAACAUCGACAGCAUUGCCGAGGCGCACCCGUCACAGCGUCCGCCACCCGGCUUACUCGAGGGCGUGCAGACGCCAGAGAUGAUCGCGCGGCACUUCAAGAACACGCUCGUGCACAUCCAGCGGCGCAAGAACGCGGUCGCGGAGAACGAGGCCGGCGCGGACCCACGAUGGGCGGAGGUGGAUGUCGUGGGUGCGAUGCUGAAGAUGAACAUCGGACGAUAGUUGGUGCGUGUGUAGAGAGAGGUGAGGUGAGGUGGUGAGGGUCAGGUUGUGGAUGAAGAGAACGAUGUAGGGUGGACCGUCUGUCAAUGUGUUUACUACUCUUAUUUGCUGCAUGUUGUGAUCAUGAUUUUCUCUC
Messenger RNA from Schizophyllum commune H4-8, 3074 nucleotides. Its product is annotated as vacuolar protein sorting-associated protein 35. Bases 35 to 2938 code for a protein of 967 amino acids. NCBI's taxonomy places the organism in Eukaryota, Fungi, Basidiomycota, Agaricomycetes, Agaricales, Schizophyllaceae. Gene Ontology annotation, biological process: retrograde transport, endosome to Golgi; intracellular protein transport. The record is from RefSeq and is a predicted model, not a curated record. Gene Ontology annotation, cellular component: retromer complex; retromer, cargo-selective complex; late endosome. The transcript is spliced from 10 exons.